GCUGUGCGGUUUUAAAAUGGUUACACGAGCAAUGGAUUAACCCAUCAAACCCUUUUUUACAACAAUUUUUGAGCGAUUACCACGGAAAACCCGUUAGUUAGCGUCUCUAGGACAUUAAAGUUCAUUAAAAUUCUCAUGGUAGCCUUGUGAUCGACGUAAUCAGCCUGAUAGAGGUGGUAAAUUCAUAGUGACGGUGUGGACAUAACCUCAACAACGAGAUCAACGGCUUCAUCAAUGCUGGAUUCAGCGGGCGAAAGGGGAUUCUGAUUUGUUUGGAAUUAUGAAUGACCUGGAGGACACACACUGCGAGGUUCGCAGAUCGGUGGAUCUCCAGCUCUCCCCCCUCUCCCCAAAUGCCUCCCUCGAGGAUGACGCCUCACCACCCCACUCCCCCUCCCCCUCCUCGACCCAGGGUGGAUUUUGCCCAGACACCCACUACGCCUACCUCACCUGUCGCUCGCGCCUGACAGUCUUCAACACUCGAACGGGUGCGAGCAUCUCCUCCUGGACAUUUCGCCACCGAAUAUCCUCAGUCUCCCCGUUUCCCUCCCCCCCAGGUCACAUUCCCCUCCUCCUAGUGGGUCUGGACAACGACGCGCCCCGUCUACGAGACUCCCAAGGGCUGAUUUGUGUCUUCGACAGCACGAUUUCUCAAGUUCUGCGUGCGAUAAGAACCCCAUCAGGUGUUGAGCACCUCUGCAUCAUCACGGGGGGUGCCAGCUGGGAGUAUCUAGAUGACAAACGUGUGGAUGUUCUCCCUGGGUCCUCUGGACUGGCCUGCGCAGCCCUCAGGAACCUCGACCACUUGGUAAUCGAUCUUCGUCGCACCUCCUGGGAGGACCUCCGGACUUAUCCGCUUUACGAUGAGGCUAAUCCCGCGGAUUUGGAGACCUCAGACCCAUCGACAACCCUGAGGCAUCGGAAUCGCGAGCGUCACGCCUUCCACAAUCUCAUGUCUACGAGAAUCGAGAGGUACAUCUCCUUCAAACGAGAGGAUUUCGAGUCAUCCCUCCUGCAGGAUCCCCUCACAACAUUCCUCACCUGUUCCCGAAAGAUAGGCUGCAUAAUCUCCGGAUGCCUGGGCCACGUGAUCCUGUGGCAGCUCGAUGGAAUCGUGAGAUGGAUCAGCCCCCCCCUGGAAGACAACAUCCUGAUAAGUCAUCUAGCCCUGCUAGAGCCCACUGACGACCCCAGGCCCUUCUGCUACCUCUGGGUGGCCCACCAGGACGACACCCUGGUGUCCCCAGUGCUCAGAAUGUUCGCAAUGCUCUUCGAACGAAAGUACUUGUACAGAGGAUCCAAUCAGUACUUCAAUCUCGAGGGAGAGCCUUCGAUAAAACUGGAGCUGGACCUCGAGGAGGGAUCCAGGGUGGUCAGCCUGUGUCCCAUCCCCAGGGACAGCACCCUGGAGACAGAAUCAGGGACAAAAACGCCCGAGGACAGUCUCUUGCUCAUCGGUACAGAGGGGAGAACCUUUUUAUUUGAUCUGAAUCAGUGGUACAAGGAGCAGAUGCCAAGGACUCUUGGGGACUCCACGAAUGUCGAUGCUAUUUUAUCGGCCUACUGCACCAGAACUGAGGGACAAUCACCGGAGAAUUUUGUCGUCAGCUGCAGCCACGUGCCAUCGACUCUCAAGGAAUUCCCAGCAGCUGGACAAGGCUCCCCAGAGGAGUUCUUUUUUCCAAACUCAUUGUCCUUGGAGUGGAGUGAGUUGGGGACUGCUAGGAUAACAACCUGGAUGACACGAGGAGUUCAGUCGCAGUUGCUGAGGGAAAUGUCCCUGUCGGGGCCUGUGAUAAUGCUGCAUCCAGCUGAUACAUUUCACAGAUGUGUGGCUGUUGGUCUGAUUCCCUUCAGUGGGGAUUCCUCGUUUAACAGUGAUCCUGACUCCCAGAGGGACUCACUGCUGACCCUCUGUCUGGAGCAACGCUGGACGACUUUUCUCCUGAGGUGUGUCAGGGACUGGAGUGAUGGGAGUGCUGCUUAUCUCUUCCCCUCGUUCAUCAGGUGGGCUGUCCAGAGAGCUUCGACCAUUAAACUCAUGGCACACAGACUCUGCAUUCCCCUGUUUGAUCAGUCGGGGAGCAGCAUUGGGGAGGCCGAGGUCAGGACUCUGAGGUCUUUCUGCCAGCAAAUGGAGUGCCUAUCCAAUGUUGUGGAGAAUCUGCCAGUGGCCACUCAGGACCAGGACACGCAGCAACGAACUUUGAAGAGGAUCACAAUCUAUCUUCAGGUACUCCUGUGGUUCCUCGACGUAGGUUUGUUACCAGAAUCGCAGGACAUGGACGAGGAGUCCCUGCCCAUUUCCAUAGUCCUCAGGAUUCCCUACCCAGCAGAUCGACUGAUCUCCAUUUACCAAGAAAAACGAGAGAGGUACAAGAAGGAGGGAGUCAAGAAAUCCGAGAAAGAGGAGGAUCUCUUCAUCGACGAAUUAAUCAGUCGCGACUGCAGUGGACUGGUUUCCCAAUGGGAGCGAGAGGCCACAGAGACGGUGUCUGACGGUAGAUACCCUCCCCCAUCCCUCCAAUCCCUGUUAAGAAGCAUUCUAACUGACUGCUACCACCGUGACACCAAUGAAAUGGAGAACAAGCACCAGAUUAUCAUCUACCUGCUGAUGGACCUGGUGAUGCUGCUCCAGGGCUCGUGUCCCAGUGUCGAUCAGCUUGUGAAGUAUCCAGCGGCAUUCAAGCUCAGUCCUAGCUUGAUAAAACUCACUCAGGCCCUUUGGCUGCUGGAUCACGAGGAUUACCACGGCUUCUUGGAGAUAAUGACAGGACAAUUGGUCUGCGAUUCAGACGUCAAGGACUGGCACCACAAAUUGGUGAUAAGAACUCUGAUCAGAAGUGCACAGAACAAACUAGCCCUCAUUUAUCUCAGAGUGAGAAAGCCUCCACUGUCUUCUCUCGAUGAACAGGGAACUGUCAUCAGUCUCUCGGUGGAGCAUGGACUGGUGCAAUCGGCUUUUCAUCGAAGGCCACCAUCCCACUACAGCCAGUUGUUGAGGAGAUUCUUCAAGGCUUGCAAGGACAAUAAUCGUCUCAACGAUAUCCUCCACCUCGCCAUGGACUCCGAGGAGGAGGAGACUUUUGUUCAGUUUCUUGAAGGGGAGAAGUGCGAGGAGACGAGACUGCUUUACUACCUCCAGAAGUCCAGGUACAACGAGGCUGGGGGUGUCUCCCUGGGGCAGAGAGCAACGUCAUCCAAGAAUUCCUCGUCCUCUGCUGUUUUCAAUGCCUAUAAUGCAACUCUUCCCGAAAUUACCAGGAGAUUUACUUCGCAAUUUGGGAGGAGAAAUGUUCAGGUGGAGCCUGAGGGCAAUUAUCCCAGGCCUUUGUCACAUAUAAAGAGCAGAUCGAGGAUCGGGGAGAUGCACGAGGCUGUCAUCAGGAAGGCCAGGGAGACGUUCACCAGGGGGGAUAGACUCCAGAUUCCUUUUAUCACAGCUCCUUCGUUGUCGCUGAGGGCUGGUGCCACCACGAGUGAUGGAAAUUGCGUCAUGUUUGCUGAGAGGAGGCCAUAUGGGAAACGAACUCUUGAUCAGAUGAGGGCGGAGGAUCCUGAGGGGAGCGGCGGCCCCAGGAAGAGGAGGAGGACUGAGGAGAUGGCUGAGGACACUAGGCAGCUCAGCAUCAGCAUGGUGUUUGAUACGCCCUUGGUCAAGAGGAAGAACCAGAUGAAUUGCAGGGACAAUGGUGCUGAGACUCCUCACUCCAUUCUCAAGAUCAGGAGGAUGAUUCAGGAGUCCAUUUCACCGAAGGAAUCGCCCACUGAGGAGGAGAGGGAGAAGAGACCUAGGCAGAUUAGGUUCAGUAUUAAUCAACCGAGACUGGAGGACUCUUCUGUUGAUGAAGAUGGCGGUGGUGGUGAGGGAGACCACCGACCAGAAGAAGAUGAGCAAAAAAUCGCUGACAAUUCAAAUCCCGAAGAGAGUGAUGGCUUCCAGAGUCCCGAAACGAGUGGUCAGAAUCUGGGACAGAGUACAAUUCUCUCCAACGACUCAAAUCUGUCGCUCCCCCUUCCAGGACCCCGACGUCGCCCCAGUCUGAGAAAAACCCUGGACGAUGACCUCCUGAGGAAGUCCUUGAGACAUUCAGUGCUGACAAGAGACUCAUCCCUGGAUUCCGACAGGCUCUCCCUGGAUAAUUCAGUGUCUUCUGAUAUUGUUUCCAGUACAUUGUUGCAGCCAGCCACCCCCAGGGUGUCCAAUCGCUUCGACCCAUCGGUCUGUGCGUCAACAGUGCUGUCCCCUGGGUCCAGUUACGAGUUUUCCCCAGGGGAAAUCAAGAAGAAUGGCACAACUUGCUCGAUCAACUCGACCGAGUCCUUGAAGGACUCCUCUGGGCUCGAGGAGGGAGAGAUUGACGAUAUUGACGACGAGGGGAGUAUCGUCGAGGAGAUUGUCACGACAACGUCGAUAACUACAACAACAAUUGUUCGAGAGGAAUUUUCCGUUGAGCGAACUGAUCUGAAUGACAAUACAGAGAACGAAUCCAAUUUCGAAGUGGACGAGAAGAGUUAUCACUCAAUGGAGGUUGAAGAGAGGAUUGUCAUCACAGAGCCAUCACGAAAUGAUGCUGACACCUCAACUGAUGGCCAGGCACAAUCAGAGGAGGAGAAAACUCCAGGUGAAGUCCAGGAGGAUCAGGAGCAGUUGCCAUCGGACGACUAUGACGAGGAACUCCUAGCCCUGAAGUACGAGGAUGACGACGACAACGACGACGUCUUCAAGAGUCUCUCGAACUCGAUUGAAGUCAAUCGAGAACUAACUCCAGGGCCCGAUGUUCCUGAAGGCGCCAAGAAGACAGUGACAAGUCGUUUCAAUGAAGAAUUCAACAUCACUGAUGACGAGUCGAGGAGUGUUGAUGAGAGUCUCUUUACGAGGAAGAAAAUCCAGGAUGAAGGGGCUUCGGGGAUAGUGAGGCCUGAGUCUGUGAACAUAACUGAUGACGAGAGUGAACCUGAGGAUGUUGGGGGUUCAGGGAGUGAUGGAAAGUUAAAUGAAAGACGUACAAAUGAGGAUUGCUCUGGUGUUAUCAAUAAAUCCUCAACUGAAUGCCUAAAAGUCCAGGAUAAAAUCCAGGAGGAUGUACUUGAAGAAGAUUUUGCCCCUAAAUCCUCAGCUGAAUCUCCAAAAACCCGAGUGGAUUCAUCGGAAAAAGUCCAGGAAGCAGUGCUUGAAGAAGAUUUCGUUCCUAAAUCUUCAGCUGAAUCACCAAAAACCCGAGUGGAUUCAUCGGAAAAAAUCCAGGAAGCAGUACUUGAAGAGGAUUUCGUUCCUAAAUCUUCAGUUGAAUCACCAAAAACCUGGGAGAAAUCCCAGGAAGAACUUGUUGAAGACUCGACACCAGUGAGACUGACGAGAUCACGAAGAGGAUCAUCGGUGGCUGCGGAGACCCCUGAGGCUCUGAAAACCCCGAGGACACGUCGUGCAACCUCCCUAGUUCAGGAUGUUCCAUACCCGAAGACAUCAGCAUCGUCAUCAGGGGAAUCUCCUGUGACCCCAGUGAAACGAAGAGGAAGACGAGCCACGUCUCUAGUUAAAGAAGUGUUAACGUCAUCGUUGCUUGCUUCCCCGGCCCUUGGGGACGUCCAGGAGGUGCCAAUGAGGAGAUCUCGGAGGAAAGAACCUGAAGUGAAGACAGGAUCAACUCCGGGGACUAUUGAAGAAAUUCCUGAGGAGGCUGAACCUGUGAGGAAGGGGAGGGGCAGGCGAGGGGCUUCUGUUGUUCAGGAUGUGACUCCCAGGAUGACUCGAGGGGCAUCAGUAGGACAGGAUGAUGAUUCUCCAGCUGGUGAGGCUGUUGUUGAAGAAGGGACUCCCAGGACAACAUCAACUCCAGAGACUAUUGAAGAAAUUCCUGAGGAGGCUGAACCUGUGAAGAAAGGGAGAGGAAGACGAGGGGCAUCUGUUGCUAAGGAUGGCAUUCCCAGGAUGACUCGAGGGGCAUCAGUUGUACAGGAUGAUGAAUCUCAAGCUGGUGAGGAUGCUGAAGAAGCUGGAGAGGAGCCUGAGCCUGUGAGGAAGGGGAGAGGCAGGCGAGGGGCUUCUGUUGUUCAGGAUGUGACUCCCAGGAUGACUCGAGGGGCAUCAGUAGGACAGGAUGAUGAUUCUCCAGCUGGUGAGGCUGUUGUUGAAGAAGGGACUCCCAGGACAACAUCAACUCCAGAGACUAUUGAAGAAAUUCCUGAGGAGGCUGAACCUGUGAAGAAAGGGAGAGGAAGACGAGGGGCAUCUGUUGCUAAGGAUGGCAUUCCCAGGAUGACUCGAGGGGCAUCAGUUGCACAGGAUGAUGAAUCUCAAGCUGGUGAGGAUGCUGAAGAAGCUGGAGAGGAGCCGGAACCUGUGAAGAAAGGAAGAGGAAGGCGAGGGGCUUCUGUUGUUAAAGAAGAGACACCCAGGACAACAUCAACUCCAGAGACUAUUGAAGAAAUUCCUGAGGAGGUUGAACCUGUGAAGAAAGGGAGAGGAAGACGAGGGGCGUCAGUAGCAAAGGAUAAUGAUGCUCCAGCUGGUGAGACUGCUGAAGAAGCUGGUGAAGAGUCUGAACCUGUGAAGAAAGUGAGAGGAAGACGAGGGACUUCUGUUGUUAAAGAAGAGACACCCAGGACAACAUCAACUCCAGAGACUAUUGAAGAAAUUCCUGAGGAGGUUGAACCUGUGAAGAAAGGGAGAGGAAGACGAGGGGCGUCAGUAGCAAAGGAUAAUGAUGCUCCAGCUGGUGAGACUGCUGAAGAAGCUGGUGAAGAGUCUGAACCUGUGAAGAAAGUGAGAGGAAGACGAGGGACUUCUGUUGUUAAAGAAGAGACACCCAGGACAACAUCAACUCCAGAGACUAUUGAAGAAAUUCCUGAGGAGGCUGAACCUGUGAGGAAAGGGAGAGGAAGACGAGGGGCUUCUGUUGCUAAGGAAGGGACUCCCAGAAUGACUCGAGGGGCAUCAUCAGCGCAGGAAGAUGAAUCUCCAGCUGGUGAGACUGUUGAAGAAGCUGGUGAGGAGGCUGAACCUGUGAAGAAAGGGAGAGGAAAACGAGGGGCAUCUGUCGCUAAAGACGUCAACGUCACUGCUAAAAAUACUCCAGACGAAUCUUCAUCGCUUCGAGAGGAUGAGAAGCCUCUGGGGAUGAGAGUAAAACGAACUCGUGGGGGUUCAGUAGCUAAAGAGGCAGAAGAGCCUUCAUUACCCCCGAGAAGAACGAGAGCCGCGUCAGUAACCACUGAGGAAGACCCCAAGAGGCCGAAACGAGGAAGAACAGCUUCAUCAUCUUCGGAACUUAACGAAGAAAUAGCGGAGAAGAGCAGAAAGACUCGUGCUGCGUCGUAUUCCGAUGUGAAAGAUCAUGAGGAGAGAGUAAAACCGAAGCGAGGGAGAGCUGCAUCAACUUCGGAAUUGAAUGAAGAGACAGUGGAGAGACCGAGGAGGACUAGGGCAGGAUCAGUGGCCUCGGAGGUACCAGAGGAGAGUGCGAAGAGGGCAAUGAGAGGUGCUUCAGUGGCUAAAGACCUUGAUGGGGGAAAGAACACGAGGUCCAAGAGGACUAGAACAGCAUCAGCUUCUUCGGGGGGUGAGGACGACGUCAAGGAGGAGGAGGAGGUGAAGAGGACGAGGCGAGGGGCUUCACUUGUCAAGGAGGAGGAGGUGGGGGGCAAGAGGACACGUGGGGGAUCUGUCACGAGGGAUUCUGAUGAUGUUGACACCUCGAUUCUGCCCAGAAGAGCACGAGGGGCCUCUGUCAGCAAGGAUGAGGAUGAGGAGAAAGUUUCGGUUCGUUCGACUAGACGAAGAGGAUUAGCUCCCAAGGAACUUCCUAGUGAACCUCUGAGGACUAGGCGAGGGGGGAGCAUUGUCAGGGAGGUGAUCCCUGAGGAGAACAGUGAUGAGUCGGUUAAUGAGACUCUUGGUGGGGUUGAGAGGAUGAGGGGGAGGAUUCAGGCCAUUCCGGAGGAGGAAGAGGUCGGUGGGGCUGGGAGGGCGAGGGCCAGGGGGAGGAGGGCCAUGAGUGUGGAUUUGUCGCAGGAGGGUGUGGGUGGGGCGAGGGGUGGAGGGAGGAGGAGGGCUGCCUCCGAGACGAAGGACCUCGAGGAUGAGGAAAUUGUGGAGAGACCGAGGAGGGGCCGGAGGGGGAGGGAGGAGGAAUUUCGGUUUGCUGAUCCUGAGGAGGCGAGGGGCAUGCAGCAGAGAUGUGAAGUUUCAGAUCAAGUGCCAGAUUUCAUCUUCUCGCCACCGGUGAUACGGUCCAGGGAUAAUAUUCAGGAUCGUAGGGAAAUAGUCAAUUUCAUUCCUCCACUCACUGAGGAAGAGAAGAAAAUCGCUCCAGUGAAAUCGAGAAUGAGUAGAAACGAGGAUGCCAAGCAGGUCACCAGACUGUCACACGUGCCUGGUUAUCGCACCAAAUUUGUACUACCUAAAUGGUCCCAAGGUACUUCCAAGUAAAUAAAUUAAAUUCCCAGAAAAAAAAAUGUUGAUAGUGUUUCGAUGAAACUGUUGGUGCUGACAACAUUAAAAACCUGGUGAACAAACCUGGUGAACUUUCGUCUAUUCCAUCUUCGUAAUCACAAGUGCAUUAUUCCAAGGGAGAUAGAAUUCUCUGCGCUCCGACUGAAAGACUAGCUAGGAAAAAAAUUAUACCAAUGGGUCAUUCCUGCAAUCUGAUAAUUAUUUUUCCUCGACGAUUGCUGUGCACAAUGUCCCCUGCCCUUGAAACAAUUUUUUUUUAAUGUACAAAUGUGGAAACGAUUUUUCUUCAGUUCAUCUUCCGUUCUAGACUUAGAGUAAUUUUUUUCUUCAUUAAUUAAUGAUAUCGUUACCGUUUAAUUAGUAAUUCAGUUUCCCAUUAUCAUUGUGUUUGAAAUGUGAAAAGGUUUUUUCUCUUGAGAUUUCUUGAAUUUUCAUCUACGUGGGAAGAGUGAAAAUUCAGAAUAUUUUUUAUGAUUCAAGCAUGUGUUUCGUUCUGUUUGUUUUUUUUCGUUUAUUAUUCGGAGAAAGUAAAACCUUGUAACAUACAGUUGUAAAUAAUUUAUUGAUAUGCUCAUGUAUAGCUAUAA
This is a messenger RNA of Diachasma alloeum, 9042 nucleotides long. It is a transcript of the gene Elys, whose product is annotated as protein ELYS. Lineage: Eukaryota; Metazoa; Arthropoda; Insecta; Hymenoptera; Braconidae. The record is from RefSeq and is a predicted model, not a curated record. The transcript is spliced from 5 exons. The coding region runs from base 281 to 8431 and encodes 2716 amino acids.